UCCGCUAAGACUAUUGAUUAUCGCAAGAAGAGCACAGUGCGCCUGGUCGUUGUGUGAGACGUUGUCGGAUUGCCAAACGUCCCUCUUACAUUUCUGCGUUAUUUGACGAAUCUCCCACCUUUCGUGAGCCCUGCCACUGUGAAGACGUCACUCAGCGAGGUUUCAAUAGAACUAAAAUGAAAUGUUUUAACUUCAGGAUGAGUAGACUAACCAUGGUUGCAUAGAAAUAGAUGUAGUGACUUAGAACAUUUUAUUUUAUUAGAGUAGAGAGAGAAAAACUAUGCCAGAAUGCCCUUUGGAAAUUUUUUUAAAAAAGAAAAAAACAACUCACCUUCAGCAACCAUGACUAGCAAGGAAAUUAAGGCCAAGUUGGGCAUGAAGGUGGUGAUGGCCCAACAAAAUCCAGAGCCUGUUUACGAUCUCACUGAUUGCUACAUUGUUGAGCUUCCACCAGACACGUUUGUUAUGUGCAAGUUGUUACAGAAGACGAGCCUCCUUUUGAGAAACAAUAAUUUGUCAUCGUUAGAAAAGGGAGGAAAAUUACAUGAACUGUGUUCUCUUGAACUGUUAGACCUCAGUAAUAAUAAGUUAAGUCAUUUACCUGAAAGUAUCAGUAAACUUAAGAAGUUGAAAGUGCUGAAACUUAGUAAUAAUAAGAUAAAAACUUUACCUCAUUCAUUUUCUGAACUGAGAAAUUUGCAAGAGUUAUAUUUAUCUUCAAAUAGACUGUCCAAAGUGCCUACUUGCAUCUGUGCCUUGCCAAAUUUGCGAGUGUUAACGUUAAAAGACAAUAGUAUCACUGAGCUACCAAAAGAAUUUUGCAGUUUACAGAAAAGCCUGUGUUUAUUAGAGAUAGAUGCUGACAAACUACAGUCGCCUCCACCUGAUGUUGCUGAAGAAGGGGUGGAAGCUGUAAUGCGUCAUCUUUGCGAACAGCACGAAAUCGAGUAUGUGGGGCUCUCUGAGUCAGUUGAAGAAGAAUUUAGUGAAUCUACCUCAUCACAAGCUUAUGCAGGAAUGGAGACACCUGAGGAUGAUUUCACCCGCAAUUAUAUGCGUAAAAAGGAUGAGUUGUUACGAGCGCAGUUGGCUGCUGAAGAAGAAUUCCAGGCCAAAGAAAGAAAUCAGCUUGCAGAAGUCCUCAGGGACAUGAGUAAUAAUAAGAAACAUUUGUUAGAUGAACUGUCCCAAACUCCAGAGGAAGUCAUUGAAUAUGAAAAGAAAAAGCUGAGACUACUGCAGGAUCAGUACAAUGUCGAAGAAAGUUUACGUAAGGAGCAGGAAGAGCAGCUGCUGGUUUAUCUAGUAAUGUCAAAUACUAAAGAUUCCUUUGUGAAGGACUUGAGUGCACAACAGGCAGACAUAGAUGCAGAAGUAGAAGAUAUAGUUAACUCCAAAGAUAAAGAUAGGAAACGUUUACUAGAAGAUCUAACUGAAAUGGAGAGAGACACUGCAGCUGCUCUUCAUGAAUUACUUUCAUAUUCUGCAACAAAUAGUAAAAAUGAGGAGUUCCUCAAUUUAUUGAAUGAUCAAGAAAAAGAAAUGGAACUGAUGUUAUCUGGUAUUGCAGAAGCCUCUGCUGAACUGCGCAGUUCUGAGGUUAUUUCAGCAAUGCAAGCAGCACUGAUGGAGGAAGCGGCGACAGAAGCUAGACGCCAGGCAUUGCAGGAUGAGCAGUCUCUUCGUGUACUUGCACUUCUGGAGGAAAAUGAUCUUGUGAACACUCAUCUGGAAGGUGUCAUGACAUCACGAAUGGCUGAUCAGGAAGUUUGGGCAUCUACCCUCAUGGAAGAUGAAGCUGUCCAGGCAGAGGCUUUUAAGCUGUUACUUUUGAAGAAUGACUUGAAGCGCUGCAGUAUUUUAAGACAGAUCGGUCAGGUAGAAUAUGAAUUGGCCAAAUUAUCAUCCCUUGAAAUGAGGAAAAAGAAAUUUGAUGUAAAAUAUGGUUCAACCACAAUGUUGGAUCAACGAGCAACAUUAGCAGGUCUUUUGAAGUCUCUUUUGAAAGAGAAAAGUGAUCGUGAGGAAGAACUGAAUGCUUGGUUUGGCAAUCUGACAGAACUGCGUUCAUCAGACUGUAGCGAAGAAGAGUUCUGGCUUAUUCAGUAUCAGCGUUUACUUGCCAUGAAGCCUGCUGGGUUGGUUGAAGCAGAAGAACAACUGGAUCCUAGAAUCAGAGAAAUCCUCAGAGAUGCAAAUGCAGCAGACCUUAUCCCUGUGUUUGCCCGUCAUGGUAUCACCUAUGAGCAGUUGAUGGAGUUUACUGAGGAAGAGGCUUUGUCAAUGGAAAUUGGGCCUGCAACGUAUCAUGGCUUACAGCGUGCCCUUCAGAAUCACCUCGAAGAGGCCAAAUUGGGGAAUCCUUUAGCUUCAGCACCAAGCGAGAGUGAUUUGCCUUAUUCUCCAACAGCUCCAGACGUGGAACUGGAAGGAGAAGAAGGAGCAUCUGCUCCUGCUCUAGAAUUGGAUGACGAAACAAGACCCACUGCACCACAGUUUAUUGAAGCUGAAUGUGUAGUGUGUUUGAGCCUAAGCUGUGAGGUGAUCUUCUUGCCUUGUGGUCACAUGUGUGUGUGUGCCAAAUGUUGUGCACCUCUUUCUCUUUGUCCUCUCUGUAGGGGUCCUGUUCUCAGCAAGGUUUUGAAGACGUUUUAAAGAUUUAACAUUUUAUGUCUGGGAUUUAUUUUAUUAUUAUUAUUACUUUAUCUUUUUAUGCUUUUGACUUUGCCUGCUCCUCAAAAAUACCUAUGUAAUUGAGUAUUGUAAGUGCUUUAUGAAAGCUUUGGUAGUGAUAUGUAGAGUAUACAUAUUGCUCUAUUAUUCAGUUUUUUUUUAUUUGUUUCUGCCAUGGUUAGUUUGAAUUGUAAUUUUUUUAUAGGCUGUGAUACAAGCAAUGUUUGGUUAUACUAUUUUGUUUUUUCAGAUUGUCCCAUUGUUGGAAUGGAUCCCUUGCAAAAUGUACAAUUGUUAUUAAUAUAUAGCAUUAAGAAAGAGAAAUAUUUACAGUACAAUAGUGAAGCAAGAGGCUAUAUUGUUGAAGUGAAAAUAAAAAGUGUUUUAUGGUACCGAAGCUCCUAUCAUUAAGUGGUUUAUUGAAAACUGUGAAGGACAAUCUCAUUCUUUUAAGGAUGACCAUAAAAUUAGACCAUUUUCUUGUCUCUACAUCUGGGUUAUUAUAAAUACAUUUAAAAUCCUUAGUGUAUUCAUAAUGAAUUUCAAGCAUAUCUUCAAUAAUAUACCAGGAUUUACCCACAAGAAAAGGGUGUUAUUUUAUCCUCAAGUGUUUUAUGGUUUAAAUUGCCAUUCUAUAAGUUAUGUCCAACAAUGAAUCUUUUAUUUAUUUAUUUACGUAUCUAUUAUUUUUUAUUUUUUUAUUUAUUUAUUUAAUUUUUUUUUUGCAGAUUCUUCAUUUUUGGAAUUUGUUACUUCAUGAGAUUUGUUCCUUACUCUGUGAUUUUUUGCACAUAUAUAUGAAUUUUUUGCAUUUUAUUGUUACUUCACGACGAGAAUUUUGUUCCUUACUGUAUAUGAAUUUUGCAAAUACUAUACAUAUAGAUUUUUUUAACAUAUUAAAUGCAUCCAGCCCAAUCUCUCCUGUGGGAUAGUUUUGCUCUUUUGCUAUAAUUUGUAUUUUUUGUAUUUUUUUUAACUACUUUGACCUCAUUUUUCUGAAUGUUUAUGCAUAUAUACUCUAAUGUACAUGUCUCUAUAAAAACAAGGGAUUCAGUAAGUCCUCGGUGGAUAUUAAGUAUAUUUUGAGCACAAACUACUUUAAUAAAACUGGGAAAUUUAUUGGAAAUUACAGUAUUUUUAAGCAGUCAUAUAUAUCUCCAAAUCCCAGUCCUAAUGCAAAAUGUAAGACACUUUCUUUGAUACCAUAAACUAAUGGAACUGUAAUAUUCUAGUGGCAUACUCAAUUACUCAUACUGUUUGUGUAUUGUAGACAAUGCAUACUGAUAUCUCUCUCUCUCUCUCUCUCUCUCUCUCUCUCUCUCUCUCUCUCUCUCUCUCUCUCUCUCUCUCUCUCUCUCUCUCAAAAG
Molecule: messenger RNA, 4040 nt
Organism: Macrobrachium nipponense
Lineage: Eukaryota; Metazoa; Arthropoda; Malacostraca; Decapoda; Palaemonidae
Product: E3 ubiquitin-protein ligase LRSAM1-like
Exons: 3
Coding region: 289-2655 (788 amino acids)
Molecular function (GO): protein binding
Source: RefSeq, a predicted model, not a curated record